ACAACACCCCCUAAUGCAAGGGAAACAGUGCAACAGAAGGCAUUGUUUUGGCUCUUGAAUAUAUAUCCAAACUUUAAUCACCUGCGGAUCUAGAGAUUUUCGCCUGAACGCAUGCACAAUCAUGCUUCGAAGGAGCUCGAGCUGCUUGUUUUGCCUGGUCAUCCAUCCUAUCAAUACUAUAUACUACUGCUACUUGCUUGCACCUAUUACAGGCCUCUCCUGAUAUCAUCAAGUAUCGAGUUGACUAUGGGUGAUAUACAUGACAGAUGACAUGUAGACGUCACGCAGCGCUGAAUGCCUCUUCCUACAUUUAACCACGUCUCAACCUAUAUACAGUUGUGAUAUAGAAAGUGCCAGUCUGGACUGGCCACUAUCAGGACAAGCAUGACAAGAACGAUAUGUUCUUUCUCGGCUGAUUUCCUUUGCAAUGUUUAUUGCAAAAGUUUUCCUUAUUUUGGAAAGAGAAACUGCCCUACCAUUAUAUGCGAGGAUGCUUGGGUUCCUUCCCCUGUCAUGCUCUGCUAAACAGAUGCUAUUUACGCGGUUAUUUUGUUCUAUCUGCCAUUUUAAGUCUCCUUGUGUCAACUCAAGGGGAAUGCUAUUUAUUUCGUACUGAAGUGUUUGAACAGACCCAGCUCACUCUUUGCUCCCCUAGUUUGGUCCGAGUCAGACAGGCUCUCACAUUUCUUUCUCCUUAUUUGACUUAGACUACUAUUUAGAUUUGAAAGAGCUAUAGUUUCUCUAUAUUGCGUGUUACAAUGGUUUUCAGUCCAUGUCCUCGCAGUCAGCGAUCGAAGGGGCCAGCAUCUACUGCUCAAGGCACCUCGCCUCCUGAUGAUCGAGCCCAAGAUCUUCCCACCCGACCAAGUUCCACCGCUAUGGGUAAUCUAAGUGAGGAAAGACUUGCCCUUGAGGCAAUUUUCCGUUCUUCCACACCCCAAGCGGGGAACGCUGAGGCAGAUAUUAUUCCUGAAGCCCAUCACCAUCCACGGACCGCGGCCAAUCGAACGAAACAAGUCUACCCCAAGGCCAGCCGGAUUAGUUUAAUUCAGCUAUCUCAUAAGAUUCGAAGGAAACUCUCUAGGGAAUCGACGAUGCCGAAAAAAUCUUCCACAAAAUUCAAGGAACGUGGACAUACGCUCCAAAAUGGUGACCAAAAUGUAAAUCCCGCUGCUGGCAUCGAUAUCGCGGCUACCAGCGAUGCUGAGUAUGACAGCGAUGCGCACUGCAUUCAAACCCCUCAAAUUACCGAGCGUGUCACAUGUGGUAUAACCGGUGUAGCCAGCAGUCCUAUGAGAGUCUUAUCAAGUGUUGACAGCGCCGAAGGUUCCUUAGAACUCAGCCAUGAUAUACUUCCAAAAGGUUUUGAUGGAACCACGUCCACAACUUCGGAUGACGCGCCCGGCUUUGGAAAAAAUGUUCCCGCCAGCAAUUUAGAUCUUGAACUGGCAGAUAGUGCAGGAUUUGGUAAAUUCGACACAUUCGAGAGCGGUUUCAAGUCACAUCUCCAAGCCGUAUCCCGGAGGCUAACACGGCCGUUUAUUCCUGGUUCGUCAAACUUUCCAGCAGAUAUAGGGAAACCUGUAAGCGGUAAAAAUAUCGAUAGUGCACCUCUUUUUGAAUCAUCCUUGUCCAGAUUCUCAUGGGAGUCCGAUCCAGCUCGCACAAACGACCUUAGUCCCAUACCCGUGCUCCAGGUCGAGCUAUCCCAACUGAAAGCCCACUACGAAGCUGAUGUGCCUAGUAGAAUGGCAUCAGCUCAUAGUGGGUCCUUUCCUCUGCUUCACAAAACGAGCCCACAAAGAACGUCAAGCGCUGACAGACAAAGCUCCUCUGGUUGGCAGGCUAACAACAAAUAUCGCGCUCAGAGCAGAUUCAUCGAGAGUUUCGAUGGUAUACGUUCUAGUAGUGCUAGUGAUCCUGUCAUUCAGAACUGCAAUUCUGGCCAACAAUACAUGAGAACGAGAAGUGUUAGUGAUGGAUGGAUUUCUGAUGGCAAGCGCCAGGGUUAUGGCUUCCAUUUUGUCGCGGAGGAUGAUGGCAAAUCUCCAAGUUCAGAAACAAACAAUCCAUCAUCGGAAACUAAACAAGAACCCACCCUCAAUUCUGAUCUGCGUGAUCUAGUCAAGCUCUCAAGGAGCGAAAGAAAUCUAGAAUGUUCUUCACGAGCUUCCAGUGAAUCAACCGCCGUCGGCAGACAACAUGGAGGCGAGAAGUCGGACGAUAAGGGAGCCCGGGGCAUUCUCGGUUGUGAGAAAUUUGAAUCCCAAAUGAACUCAAAAGAGUCUCAAAAGAUCCCAUCAGAUUGCAAUGGGAGUAACAAAGGGCUUUUCUCUCAGUGGGCUAGGUUUCCAAGCCACUCUAAGGCUGCAAGAAACGAAUCUGCUGGGCGUUCCGAUAAUGUUGUGGCUCGUGACUUUGUACCCACGGAUACGCCCAAGGCAAGCCAAAACAUAAACCCCUUCCCGUUACCGAAGAUUGCACACGAUAAAACUGAUUCACUGCCUGCCAUUAAAAGAGGUACAGGGUUGUUCCACUGGUUACAUCGUUCCGAUAGCCUUGACCGCAGACGAUACCGAGCAGGACAUAGGAAAGAAACCUCUAGAAGCGACGAUUUGAAGGACCCAGAUCUGGAAAUUAUCCCUGGAGGACCAACUGGUCGACUUGUUCUUGAGCAAAUUGGAGACUUCAGAGACGAAACUAAGCGGCAAAAGCUGCGUCUAAACGCUCGGGAAUCGAGUGAGAGAGUAAGUGAACAACAGACUCCCUGGAGCAAGGUCGAGCAUCCCUCCCCUCUGGGAUCUCAUCCACCAGGUCAGCUGGGUUUCUCUACUUUCGAUGGGAGCGGUAUGGACGCGUCGAUGGAGCCAUGGUCUGCAGACAUCUGGUCACGUUUGUACGAGGAUUGUAUAGGGGCAUUCUCCGAUGACGGCGAGGUUACGUUUGAGCCUGGAUCGGAGAAAAGUCCUGAGAAGGCCCCGAUUGAUAAACAAAGGCACGAUCAGGCGUCAACUAGCAUAGAUCUCCGCAGCUCAACUGCGGAGUUCAAAGAGGAGCAACUUUUGAAUGAAGUUGGCUCGAAGGAUGGUCUAUUAAAGCUAGUUGAGCAGGCAUGGGGAGGGAAAUAGUUAUCAUCGAUGACUAUUCUGUGUAAGACCUAAACAUCCGAGAGUUUUCGUGAUUCGAUUCGGGUAUGGAGGUUUGCUAGGGUGUUUGGAAGCGUCUUUAGUUCGAUGUCGGGUUUAGAAACACUCAGUCCUCUCUAGUAUCGUUCCUUUUUAUAUCAGCCCUUCUAUAAAUACACGAGUUGGAAUGUAUGCCCCUAUUUUUGGCCCCUCCUAUAUCGCACCUUUCAUCCAUUCAUCCAUCGAUAGAUUUUGUUUAAGGAGAAAUCUGAUUAGCGUGUUUGUACCUAACUUUUAUUCUUGGCGUAUACUAUUUUUCAAUUCCACUUCACGCCCAUUGUGAAGAACACACUGACAAUGGAGCAUGAAUCUUAUACUAAUUGUGCCGAAUAUGUCAAUUCACGACAAAUAUACACCGAAAAGCAUAGCUAAGUAAUGUAGUUAAAGAAGAAUAUAAG
Messenger RNA from Blastomyces gilchristii SLH14081, 3583 nucleotides. RefSeq lists its product as uncharacterized. The record is from RefSeq and is a predicted model, not a curated record. Lineage: Eukaryota; Fungi; Ascomycota; Eurotiomycetes; Onygenales; Ajellomycetaceae. The transcript has a single exon. Bases 759 to 3128 code for a protein of 789 amino acids.